AGUGUGUCAGUUAUGAAAGAAAGACUGCUAUGCUUCGUAAGGGGGCAACAGUGGGCCUCUUGUGUGCAAGUGUUGCUUUACCUCCACUGUUCAUUUGAUAAGCUGCUGCUGAAUUGCACUAAUCCUUAAAAAACCUUCACUGACCGAAGUACCUCAAGUGUGAAGGGAGAACUCAUGCUUUGAAGAGUAGUUUCUUCUAGUGUUUGAUUUAUUUUUGUUGUUUGUUAGGAGUCUGCUUAAGUUUACACUAAAAUGACUUCAACCCUGAGUAGAGCGUACCAUAUCACCGCAUUCAGCUGGUAUGCUUUCAUUGUUAAGAGUCUCGCGGAUAAGGAUGGAGAGGAGUUACCACCGGGAAUCUUUGUUUAUGGAGGACCUUGGAAGUACCUGACUUUUUUGAAUUUGGUAUUACAAAUGUCAUUCUUUGGCCUGGCUACAGUGAGUGAUCUGCAGCCCAAGGAAAAGUCCGGGAGUACCCUGAACAGAUGUAAAGACCUUCUCUUCUCUGUCUUUGCCUUCCCUGUGGGCAUGUUUGUUGUUCUGCUUUUCUGGAUUAUCUUUGCCUAUGACAGAGAAUUAGUCUACCCAGCAACCAUUGACACCUUUUUCCCACCCUGGAUAAACCAUGCUAUGCAUACGUUUGUCCUUCCUGUUUUACUUGGGGAAGUGCUGGUGCAGCCUCACAUCUACCCACAGACCAAACACGCACUGGCAGCAUUAGGGGUUGUAGGCUUCUCUUAUUUAUUCUGGAUUAUAUGGGUGUACUUGUCAGUUGGGAUUUGGGUGUAUCCCCUUCUUGGACAUUUCAGCACUGCUGGUCUGAUGGGCUUCUUCUUUUUCAACAUGUCAGUGGUGACCUUGCUCUAUGUGCUAGGGGACAAGCUCAACAGCCAUGUCUGGAGUAAGAGACAUUUAGUGAGUUUACAGCUGGAGACAAACAAAAGAUCACAUGUUCACUCUCUUUCUGUCUUCUUCUCUCUACCUUUUUGUCUCCUUUAGGCACGAACAGAAAGACGAACAAAGCCUAGUGACCCUCUCUGCCCCUUAAGGCAAGACUUUUGCAAAAGAGCAAACACAUUCUUCCUCUUAAAAGGAAGUAGGGAAAGGAAGUAAAAUGCAGCAUCCCUCAAGCAAAUGCAUACGGAGGUUUUGGUGCUACAGCCUUUGUUGUUUUGCUAUGGCUUAUGGUGAUUAAUGUUAGCUGAAGUUAGCCAAUCUGAGGUAUACAUUGUUGUUUCAUGCACAUUACUGAUUUUCUUUCUUCACUGACCAUAUGACUCAGUCCACAUGCUACUUUAGCUCAGCAUUUAAAGUAAAUCUCACUUUAAAGGUUUAAUUGCUUUCUGCAACCUACUGAAAAUGCGCAUUACAGCUUAAUUGAGCAACAAGUAUACCUCUGAUGUAAAUGUUAAAGUUUAGUUUUACAGCUCAACAAGGGGUAUUUAACAUUGCACAACAUUUGAAUAACACAGUUUCUACAUCAAAGCAAGUCUAAUAAUGCAAAUACCUCUGAUAUUUUCCUCUUUCUAUAUUUUCAUUUUAUGCAUUUCCAAACUUAAAAAGAUAAGGAUGUUAAAUGUAAUAUAUCAGAGGUUGCUUUUUUCACAUUUUCAGAGAUUUAAAAUAUAUAUACAGUGGGGCAAUAAAUAUAGCAGUCAGAAUCCAAAAUCAAAAUGUUCACAUCCAUAUCAAGCACCACAGUGCUCAACUGCCAAUAUCAUCUUUGACCUGAAUAAAGUGCACAUUUUUCCAU
Scatophagus argus is the source of this 1753-nucleotide messenger RNA. RefSeq names its product androgen-dependent TFPI-regulating protein. The transcript has 5 exons. NCBI's taxonomy places the organism in Eukaryota, Metazoa, Chordata, Actinopteri, Scatophagidae. Gene Ontology annotation, cellular component: membrane; endomembrane system. The coding region runs from base 253 to 999 and encodes 248 amino acids. The record is from RefSeq and is a predicted model, not a curated record.